AUGGUGACUCUCCCUGUUCUAACACUGCCUGAUUUUUCUCUACCAUUUGUAAUCGAGACAGAUGCAUCAGGAUAUGGAAUAGAAGCUGUUCUAAUUCAGACAAAGUGGCCCAUUGCUUUUUAUUGUCAUACUUUGGCUAUGAGAGAUAGGGCAAAACCAGUUUAUGAGAGAGAGCUGAUGACAGUUGUUUUUGCUAUCCAAAGAUUGAGGCCAUAUAUGUUGGGGACAAAGUUUAUGCCAGAGCUGGAAAAUAAAGCAGCAAAUGCCCUUUCCAGAUUGCCAUCAGUUGCGAAAUUGUACAAUUUGACAGCUCCAACUAUUGUUGAUCUUGAAACAAUUAAGGAGGAGCUGAAAAAGGACCACAGAUUGCAAAAGAUAAUAGCAGAAAUGAGUGGUUUAGGAGAUGGAUCCAAAGGAAAACGGUUGUCUAAGGCUCAUGGUUUUGAGGUGAUACUUGUUGUGGUUGAUCGUCUUAGCAAAUAUGGGCACUUUCUAUCACUCAAACAUCCAUAUACGAUCAAAACAGUGGCUGAUGUGUUUAUAAAAGAAACUAUGAGAUUGCAUGGUUUUCCUUCAUCAAUAGUUUUAGACCGAGAUAAGGUUUUUCUCAGUCACUUUUGGAGAAAACUUUUUCGUCUAGCAGGGACUAAAUUGAAUCGGAGUAUAGCCUAUCAUCCUUAA
Molecule: messenger RNA, 681 nt
Organism: Cucumis melo (muskmelon)
Lineage: Eukaryota; Viridiplantae; Streptophyta; Magnoliopsida; Cucurbitales; Cucurbitaceae
Exons: 3
Coding region: 1-681 (226 amino acids)
Biological process (GO): DNA integration
Molecular function (GO): nucleic acid binding
Source: RefSeq, a predicted model, not a curated record